UUAUUCUUCCUGGCAGGUACAUCAGAUCCAUCAGCUCCGAGCUCACUACUUUUCCCUUCAUCUCAAUUAUGUCUUGGAAGAAGGCCUUGCGGAUCCCCGGAGGACUUCGGGCAGCAGCUGUGACCUUGAUGCUGGCGAUGCUGAGCAGCCCAGUGGCUGAGGGCAGAGACUCUCCCCAGGAUUUCGUGUUCCAGUUUAAGGGUCUCUGCUACUUCACCAACGGGACGGAGCGCGUGCGUCUUGUGACCAAAUACGUCUAUAACCGAGAGGAGUUCGCGCGCUUCGACAGCGACGUGGGGGAGUUCUGGGCGGUGACGCCGCUGGGGCGGCCUCACGCCAAGUACUUCAACAGCCAGAAGGACUUCCUGGAGAGCACCCGGGCGGAGCUGGACACGGUGUGCAGACACAACUAUCAGUUGGAGUUCCCCGCGAUCUUGCAGCGGCGAGAGAAGCCUACAGUGACCAUCUCCCCAUCCAGGACAGAGGCCCUCAAUCACCACAACCUGCUGGUCUGCUCGGUGACAGAUUUCUAUCCAGGCCAGAUCAAAGUCCGGUGGUUUCGGAAUGACCAGGAGCAGACAGCCGGCAUUGUGUCCACCCCGCUUAUUAGGAACGGUGACUGGACCUUCCAGAUCCUGGUGAUGCUGGAAAUGACCCCCCAGCGUGGAGACAUCUACACCUGCCAUGUGGAGCACCCCAGCCUCCAGAGCCCCAUCACCGUGGAGUGGCGGGCUCAGUCUGAAUCUGCCCAGAGCAAGAUGCUGAGUGGUGUUGGAGGCUUCGUGCUGGGGCUGAUCUUCCUCGGGCUUGGCCUUGUCAUCCAUCACAGGAGUCAGAAAGGACCUCAAGGGCCUCCUCCAGCAGGUAAUAUUUCAGCCAUGAUCUAGUGUGGGGAGGGCGCAGGUAUAAGAGGAAAGAGCAUGAGCUGAGUGUACCUGACCACAGUGGUCUCUGUUUAUGGCCUAUUUGCUGCUAUGAGGAUCAAGACUUAGGGAAGAAGUUUGCCAGUUUCUAGGAAUCUCCAGAGAUUGUUCCCUAGAACCAAGCCUUAGCUUUGGUGGCAUCUUCUUGUGAAAUGUGGGGGCAGAACCACAGCUUAAAUGUUAGACAGUAGGAUGAUGCCCACUUUGUGCCACAUUUUGGUGGCUACUUCCUGUAGGCAUUUUCCAGUGACUGAAAGAGGCCACUAGUGGUACCAAUGAGGUAUCAUCCAAUUUCCUCAAAAGAUUGAACCCUUCAUAUUUCCCAGAAGAGUGACAGCUGUUCCCCCACCUCGCACACAUCUACAUCAAGCUGAAGUUCCAUGUCCUCAUGAGCUGAUUUCACCUUUGCUUAGAUCUUGGGGGAGGUGACGAUGGUACACCCUGGACCUCAGCUUUCUCUGUCUGAAGCUGCAGGGGGCCCCUGAGGGGUGGGGGAGAUGGCAGGCCCACCAGGGUACCCUGUGCUGAUUAUGCCUCGUCUCUCUU
Saimiri boliviensis boliviensis (Bolivian squirrel monkey) is the source of this 1469-nucleotide messenger RNA. RefSeq names its product HLA class II histocompatibility antigen, DQ beta 1 chain. Gene Ontology annotation, biological process: antigen processing and presentation; immune response. The record is from RefSeq and is a predicted model, not a curated record. NCBI's taxonomy places the organism in Eukaryota, Metazoa, Chordata, Mammalia, Primates, Cebidae. Gene Ontology annotation, cellular component: membrane; MHC class II protein complex.